This is a messenger RNA of Megalops cyprinoides (Indo-Pacific tarpon), 4766 nucleotides long. It is a transcript of the gene bcl11aa, whose product is annotated as BAF chromatin remodeling complex subunit BCL11A a. Gene Ontology annotation, cellular component: nucleus. Gene Ontology annotation, biological process: negative regulation of dendrite development; regulation of transcription by RNA polymerase II. The transcript is spliced from 3 exons. Bases 425 to 2881 code for a protein of 818 amino acids. Gene Ontology annotation, molecular function: DNA-binding transcription factor activity; RNA polymerase II cis-regulatory region sequence-specific DNA binding. NCBI's taxonomy places the organism in Eukaryota, Metazoa, Chordata, Actinopteri, Elopiformes, Megalopidae. The record is from RefSeq and is a predicted model, not a curated record.
CUCUUGUCCGGCCCCCUGAUCUUUCUGUCCAUUGGCUUCUUCGGGUCUACAUUUCAUGUCCAGCCCCUAAUGAGUGUCCAUUGGUUUUGUUAUUUCCAUUCCCUCCUCCCACUCCCCGGCUUUGCCCUGCCCAUGUUUUGUAUGUCUGUGUCCAUCCAUCUCCUGACGUUCAAGUUCGCAGGGACGUCACGUCCGCACUUGAACUUGCAGCUCAGGGGGGCUUUUGCCAUUUUUUCAUCUCUCUCUCUCUCUUUUCAAAAAAGCCAUGACGGCUAUCCCACAAUCCAUCUUCCCUGCGCCAUCUUUGUAUUAUUUCUAAUUUAUUUUGGAUGUCAAAGGCAUUGAUGAAGAUAUUUUCUCUGGAGUCUCCCUUCUAACCCGGCUCUCCCGAUGUGAACCGAGCUGAAAGCCACCGCCAACCACCAUGUCUCGCCGCAAGCAAGGCAAGCCCCAGCACUUAAGCAAACGGGAUUUUUCGCCCGAGCCCCUUGCUGCCAUUCUCCCAGAGGAACAGCAGGAGCAGCGUGGGCUGGUGCAGGUAGUUGCGGAAGCGGAGCAGGACCUCCUGACUUGCGGCCAGUGUCAGAUGAACUUCCCUCUGGGGGAUAUCCUCGUUUUUAUUGAGCACAAACGGAAGCAAUGCAGCGGCAGCCUCUGCAUGGACAAGGCUGUGGAUAAGCCGCCCUCCACCUCGCCCUCGCGGGGUGAGCAGCGCAGGCCCGCCGUCCCCGUGGAAGUGGGCGUCCAAGUCACGCCCGAGGAUGACGACUGCUUGUCCACAUCCUCCCGAGGAAUUUGCCCUAAACAGGAAAACAUAACAGGUAAAGAUGAGCCAAGCAGCUACACUUGCACAACCUGCAAACAGCCAUUCAGCAGCGCCUGGUUCCUGCUGCAGCACGCCCAGAACACCCACGGCUUCCGGAUCUACCUGGAGAGCGAGCACGGCAGCCCGCUCACGCCCCGCGUGGCCGUCCCGGCGGGGAUGGGCGCAGACUGCGCCUCCCAGCCGCCCCUGCACGGCCUGCACCUGCCCGACGGCAGCCCCUUCAACCUGCUGCGGAUCCCGGGCUCGGCGUCGGUGCGGGACGGCCCGUCCCUCCGCGAGGGCCGCUUCCCCCCCACGCCCCCGCUCUUCAGCCCGCCCCCGCGCCACCACCUGGACCCCCACCGCAUGGAGCACCUGAGCCCGGACGAGCUGGCCCUGGCCUCCCACCACCCGAGUGCCUUUGACAGGGUGCUGCGUCUCAACCCCCUGCCCCUGGACCCCCCCGCCAUGGACUUCUCCCGGAGGCUGCGGGAGCUGGCGGGCAACACCUCAGGCUCCACGCCCCCGCUGUCCCCCAGCCGGCCCAGCCCCAUGCAGCGGCUGCUGCAGCCCUUCCAGCCGGGGGGCAAGCCGGCCUUCCUGUCCACCCCUCCCCUCCCCGCCAUGCAGUCGCCGUCCGGCUCGCAGCCCGCCGCCGGCAGCACGCAGCAGGCCACGCCCUCCAAGUCCAAGGCGUGCGAGUUCUGCGGGAAGUCCUUCAAGUUCCAGAGCAACCUGAUCGUGCACCGGCGGAGCCACACCGGUGAGAAGCCCUACAAGUGCCACCUGUGCGACCAUGCCUGCACCCAGGCCAGCAAGCUCAAGCGCCACAUGAAGACCCACCUGCACAAGUCCUCGCCCAUGACCGUCAAGUCGGACGACGGGCUGUCGACCGCCAGCUCGCCCGAGCCGGGCACCAGCGACCUGGUGGGCAGUGCCAGCAGCGCCCUCAAGUCCGUGGUGGCCAAGUUCAAGAGCGAGAACGACUGCAUGAUCCCGGAGAAUGGCGAGGAGGAGGAGGAGGAGGAGGAAGAAGAGGAGGAAGAGGAGGAAGAGGAAGAGGAGGAGGGGGAAGAGGAGGAGCUGGAGAACGAGGGGGGAAGGGGUAACUACCACUUCAGCCUGAGCCUGGAGGCGGCACGGCAUCACGAGAACAGCAGCGGGCGCGGGGGCGGGGGUGAGGACGGGAUACCCCGCUCGCUGCCCGAGGUGAUGCAGGGCAUGGGCCUGGCCGCCAGCAUGCAGCACUACAGCGAGGCCUUCCACCAACACAAGCGGGGCGUCCUGGGGUCGGACGGCGAGGUGCACCGGGAACUGUGCGGUGACGACGACUCGGUGCUGGAGUCGGACCGUGUUGAGGAGGGCUGCGGCUCGGCCGUCAACGGGCGGGGCUCGUCGCCCAGCGAGGCCGCCUCGGUCGGCCUGUCUAAGAAGCUGCUGCUGGGCAGCCCCACAUCCCUCAGCCCCUUCUCCAAGCGCAUCAAGAUGGAGAAGGACUUCGACCUCCCCACCCCCACCAUCCCCAACACGGAGAACGUGUACUCCCAGUGGCUGGCCGGCUACGCCGCCUCCCGCCAGCUCAAGGACCCCUUUCUGAAUUUCGGAGAUUCCAGACAAUCGCCUUUCGCCUCGUCCUCGGAGCACUCCUCGGAGAACGGCAGCCUGCGCUUCUCCACGCCUCCCGGCGAGCUGGACGGGGGCGUGUCGGGGCGCAGCGGCACGGGCAGCGGGGGCAGCACUCCCCACCUGGGCGGGCCCGGCCGGCCCAGCUCCAAGGACGGCCGCCGCAGCGACACCUGCGAGUUCUGCGGCAAGGUGUUCAAAAACUGCAGCAACCUGACGGUGCACCGCCGCAGCCACACGGGCGAGAGGCCGUACAAAUGCGAGCUGUGCAACUACGCCUGCGCACAGAGCAGCAAACUCACCCGGCACAUGAAGACGCACGGCCAGGUGGGCAAGGACGUUUACAAAUGUGAAAUCUGUCAGAUGCCUUUUAGCGUGUACAGCACCCUGGAGAAACACAUGAAAAAAUGGCACAGUGACCGCGCCUUGAGUAACGACAUUAAAACGGAGUAGAGUCCGGCCCACGAACAGUUACCCCCCCCUGUAGAUUUUUCCCCCCGUUUCACUAGUCCGAUGGAAGCUAAGACGGCGUGCUUGGCGCCAGCACACUCGAUUCCUUUUACCGUUGAAUGCAUGAUCUGUAUCGGGGCAAUACUAUUGCAUUGACGCAAACUUCGAGCCUUUCUCUUGUGCAAUAAUUUACAUGUUGUGUACUUUUCUUUUUUUUCUUUUCUUUUUUUUUAUAAUUAGACAGCAUGCAUGGUAUGUUUUGGCUAAUUUUAAAAAGAAAUUGUCCCUGGUUGGUUAGUUGUUGAGUAAAUGUGUUGCUGUUUUCUCGUUAUGUUUUAUUUAAAAAAAAAAAAAGAAAAAGAAAAAAACAUUGACCAUGCUGCAUACAUUCUGUAAAACAUAUCAUGUACAGUUUUGUGUUAAAACAUGGAGGAAAACAGUCUAUCGCUUAACCCUCUAUGGACGAGCUGGGAAUCGCACUUAAAACUGAUCUUUCAAAAAGAUUUUCUGUCUACAUGGGGUUAAAAAUAUCAAUUGGCUCAAUUACUAAAAAAAAAAAAAACAGUGACAGCCUUUGAAUUUCUUAAAAGAAAGAAGUCGUUAAAAUUUGAAUUUGUACUAUCAUUUGGUAAAACAAAAGAAGAGUGCCUUGGAUAUCUUGAAACAUUGGUUAAUCUUCCUAUUUGCUAUAAGCUUGGAGUCUCCGCCAGAUACUGGAAUUGGAUCUAAUCGAUCCACACAAGGUUCUUGCAUCAAGUACCUGACUGCUACAGUCAACUGUGACUUAAGAAAAAGGAUAAUAUUGAGAGAAAAAAAACAAAGGAAAUUUCUAGUUAAUCAUCAUUUAGCUACCUAUUAUUUGUGUAUCUUUAAAUUGCAGCUGUUUACUUGCCCGGUACGUGCUGUAUUGUGUGGUAUUUACCUUUUUUUAGGUUUUGUUUUUUUGUGGUACUAUAUACAGUGGUACUAAACGUUAAUCCACAAUCUUAAGCUCUUGUAACUUUUAUUUCGUUUUUAUGGUUGUAUAGGUUUUACUAGUUAUGAGUAGCACAAAAACUAUGUUACUGCUUGGGCCUUCAGAGUAAGGUCCAGGCAGUAGUGAAGACUAUGGCACUUGAAACCCAGAGGGCAUUUGAAUCCAGACAAGCUAAAAAGAGAGAGAGAGAUCUGGAGUGGGAGAGUGUGGAGGAAGAGGGGUGUCUGUAAGACUUCAUCUGUACAAAAGCAUCGUAACAUAUUUUUACUUGCCGGUGAUGAUUAACUAUGAAUUGCCUAUAUUCCAGAAAGAAUUUAAAUCCUCAAAAUUUUAUUUACACAAGCUGCAGAUACCUAAGCCUGUGUUCCUAAAAGGAAAGAAAUGGGAAAUGAAAUAAGAGGAAAAAAAAAAAAAAGACAAAGUAACAAGUGAUUUUUAAUUUCUCAUACACUGUGUGCUAUUUGUGUUGACAUGACAGGAGACUUCUUUUCAUUGUUGAGUUACAGCAUCAGCCCCAACUGAUAGCACUUGCCAGUCUGCCUACUGCUCGCCGUCUGUUUCUCGAGGCAGAGGUACCGUGGUUGAGUUGAGAACGAGACUGCUCGUAUAUAGGACAAAAGAAGUGCACUGUUCAAUUUUCCCAGUUUACAGGUAUACACUUAAGGGAAAAGUUGCUGUAAUGCUGACGAGAGGAUAUGGUGUUGUCGUUUAGCAUAGAGAGUGAGAGAACUUUUCCAGCCAAUUCCUCCCCCAGAAAGCCGAACCGUUCGGACAUCUGUUGUGAUUUGGGCGUAGGCUUCCCUGUGAGAGAAUGAACGAUUGAAACUUGCUGCUUACACUGCAAGAAUUUUUUUGUACAAUUUUUUUUAAAUAUAAAUAUUAAAAAUGACUUUUUUAAAUAACACUUCUUUA